This is a messenger RNA of Candidula unifasciata, 3240 nucleotides long. Lineage: Eukaryota; Metazoa; Mollusca; Gastropoda; Stylommatophora; Geomitridae. The record is from the annotation of a GenBank genome assembly.
AUGAAGCCGCUAAAGUUAGCACAUUCUGAAGGACAUACAGAUGUUUGUUAUGAUUCUUCUGGCAGUUUUAUUCUGACUGGCGGCAGUAAUGGGAAAGUUUGUAUCUGGGAGGGUCAAGAUGACACAGAUACCACUACAGUCAGUAUUGGUGGCACAAUAUUUGCCCUUGCUUUUCAGGGUGGACGCUUCUUUGCUGCAACUGAUGAAAAUGCAAUCCGCAUUCAUACUUUUCCCGAUGGAGUUAGUGAUGGUAUGGUGACCAGAUUUACGGCACCUUGUCGGCAUUUCACGAUCAGUGAGGAUGGUUCUAUGCUGGUUGCGGGCUCAGACGACUUUAAAAUCAAAAUUAUUUCUAUGGAAGAAAAUGAAUGCAUCUGCUUGUAUUCGGAGCACCAGGCACCCGUGUUGAGUAUUGCUCUUGAUCCUACACGAGAAUUCAUAGCUUCUUCAAGUUGUGAUGGGAGUGUGAAAAUCUGGAACGUCAUUGAUGGAUCUACAGAGAAAACAUUGAGCAUCUUGCCAAAGUGCAGUGAGCCCAGCCAAGCCAAGUCACUUUGUCGUCUGUGCUGGUCAAAAGAUGGGGAGUUCCUUUUGAUCCCUUUAAACAAUGAAAUUUUUGUGUACCUGCGGUCUUCAUGGGAAGUAGUAAAGAAAGUUAACAAUCCUGCAAUUAAGGAGAUUAUUUCUGUGAUGACACUGAGCCACGAUGGAAAACAUGUUGCUGUGGGCUGUACAAAUGGAGAUAUGGGAAUAUUUGAAUGGCAGAUUAACAAACUCAUUGAGAGACAAUCACAUCCUAAACAUUUGACCAUCACCUCCAUGAUCUGGAAUCCUAAAAAGUCGAAUGAGUUGGCCUUUGCGGACAACAUGGGGCAGCUUGGCUUCCUGGAUGUUGCAGAAUUAAGCAAACAGUCAGCACCAGGACAUUUGGUUAAUGGAGAUUCUACAUUUGGCGACUUUGACGAUGACAUGGAAGUGCCAAGUGAACAGGAUGGUGUCGAUGCUGAUGACAUAGAUAAAUUUCUUGACGAUGACGACGAUGAAAACAGUAUAGAUAUUGGCAGCAUCAAAAGACGUUUGAAUCCACUCAUUGGCCUUGAUGAUAAUGGUAAGUUUUACUCCAUGGCAAGUAGUAGAGUAGAUGAUGACAAGCCAGCCAUGCCCGUGGUGGUUCCUCCUGUGAUGACACUUCCUGACAAUAUCUUCAAGCCAACAAUCUCCCUGACAUAUAUAUAUAUAAAACAUGCUUUGUUGUUUCUCUGUGUAUGGAAUUCUGUUGGAAUUGUACGACAGUACACAUCAGAUGAUGAAAACUCUAUUGAUGUUGAAUUUCACGAUACUUCUACGCACCAUGCUUUGCACAUAGACAAUAAACUAGAGUACAUGAUGGCGGAUUUAUCAACGCAAGCUCUGUUACUGGCUUCUAGAAGUGAUCAGGAUAGUCCUAGCAAACUGUUGUGCAUGCACUUUGGAUCCUGGGACAGCCACAAAGAAUGGUCAUAUGACAUGCCUGAAGGAGAGGACAUCCAGGCAAUUACAGUGGCAGAGACAUGGGCGGCUGUCGCUACAUCAUUGCGGAAUGUGAGAAUCUUCUCCAUCGGUGACCUGCAGUGCCAGGUGUUCUCCUUACCUGGGAUUGUUGUGGCGCUGGCCUCACACGAAAACAAGUUACUGGCUGUCUACCACAAGGGAAUGGGAGUUCCUGGAGAUCAGUACAUGGGUGUCAGUGUCUUGAGGGUCAAAGGCAACACCAGAUCAAAGGUCAUCAGUGAUGACACUCUGCCAUUGUCCCCAGCCUCAAAAUUGGCAUGGAUUGGUUUUUCAGAAGAAGGAACUCCGUUUUUCAUGGACUCCCAGGGUAUUGUGAGGAUGAUGAACCAACAUUUUGGCUCUACAUGGACACCUGUGGUCAACACCAGGCAGCAUGUGAAGGGCAAAUCUGAUCAUUAUUGGCUUGUCAGCGUCAGUGAAAGACUGCAACAGAUCAGGUGUGUCCCAUGUAAAGGAUCCAGGUAUCCAGCUACCUUACCCCGCCCUGCACUUGGUGUUUUACCAUUCCAGCUGCCUUUGUGUGAUGUCAGUUCAGAGAAAACCCAAUAUGAGGAGUCAUACCAGAGAAGCAUCCUGAUGGCCAGGAGCUUGGAAAAGUCAGGACUGGUGGAUGAAGAUGAGCUAGUGAAACCAGUGAGAGAGGCUCUCGUCAAACUGUUUGCUUUUGCUGCCAAAUCAGAAAAAGACUUUAGGGCCUUGGAAGUGUGUGACCUGAUGGAGGAUCAGAGCCUCUUACACAUCGCAGCCACAUACGCCUCUCGCUUGAAACGAAUGCGGCUGGCGGAGCGUGUUAGUGGAGUUAUGCAGAAGCGGCAAGAGGAAGCGGAGCACAGGUUUAGUGAAGCACAAGCUGAGAGUGAAGACGAGCGGGAAACAAAUGAUCAUAGAUCUUUACCGCACACCACUGAGGCUGAGGACAAUGAGGAGGAAGUCAAUGGAGACAGACAGUUGAGUGAUGGUGAAGAACACACACAAACAAACACAGGUCCCAUUUUGAAAACCUACAUUGAAAAGGAAAUUAAAGCAAAAGAGAAACCAUCCUUUCGACCAAAUCCAUUUAAGUUGUCAGGAUCAUCAGAAAAGAAUACAACAAAAGGCUCACACGUGUUUGACAAAAUGGAGAAGACAACGCCAAAAGCAUCUCCAAUUUUUGCCCCACUUCCUGUCAGCAUUAAGAGGUCAACUAAAAAGUCAGGGACUCAACCCAAAGUGAUAAGCUUCUCAAAAGAGAGUAAGAAGAGUGAGGACACUAAUUCAGCACAAGAAAACAUGUUCAGCAUCAAAAGUGAAGUUUCAUCUCGAACAUCACAGAAGCUAUCAGAGAACAUGGCAGUGAAAAAAAAAAUUAGUGCCUUUGAUCUUUGGUAUGAGUCAAGCAAAGAUGACAUUCAAGCUACACACCCUGACUUAGCAGAGGAGGAUUUAAGUCAGAAGGCAGCAGAGGGUUUCCGGGCUCUGACCAAGGAAGAAAGACAGACUUGGGUGGAGAAAGCCAAGACAUUAAAUGAUGCCAGUGAUGAUAACACGAUGAAGAAACGUAAACUGUUUAGUGCUGGCGGCGAUAACGAUGAGGGGGCAGUCAUUCAGGAAGCCAGCAAGAAGGUCAAGGUCGAAAGUACAAGUGUUAAAAAGACAGCACUGUCUCAGUCUGUUAAUUCCAAACUGGCAAGAUUUGCCAAAUCUAACUAG